AUUAUCAAAGAAGAGGAAGAAGAGGAAGAAGAGGAAGAAGAGGAAGAAGAAGAGAAACACGAAGAAAAGGAAGUUUGGGCAACCCUUGUUGCCGAUGACGCUUACGAAAUUUCCCAACCCUACCCAUACCAAAUCCGCAACAAGGAGACAGGCAAGGUUCUUACCCCAGUCCUCAACAACUUGGGACACUUGAACCUUAACCUUCGGAAUCGCGGUUCAAUCUCCAUGGGCAAGCUUGUCGCAAUUCAAUGGUUCCAAAUCCAGACAAGAAGACGAGGGUCAGACACAUUGACGGUGACAAGCUCAACAACCGUAAGGAGAACCUCGAGUGGUUCUAA
Trichomonas vaginalis G3 is the source of this 338-nucleotide messenger RNA. Its product is annotated as cytochrome B-C1 complex subunit 6, mitochondrial family. The annotation marks the transcript as partial. Lineage: Eukaryota; Parabasalia; Trichomonadida; Trichomonadidae. The record is from RefSeq and is a predicted model, not a curated record. The transcript has a single exon.